This is a messenger RNA of Vespula pensylvanica (western yellowjacket), 1233 nucleotides long. It is a transcript of the gene wal, whose product is annotated as electron transfer flavoprotein subunit alpha, mitochondrial. The transcript is spliced from 4 exons. NCBI's taxonomy places the organism in Eukaryota, Metazoa, Arthropoda, Insecta, Hymenoptera, Vespidae. Bases 154 to 1158 code for a protein of 334 amino acids. Gene Ontology annotation, molecular function: flavin adenine dinucleotide binding; electron transfer activity. The record is from RefSeq and is a predicted model, not a curated record. Gene Ontology annotation, cellular component: mitochondrion.
ACCAAAAUGCACAACCAAUGUAUCAUUAUACAAUUUGACCUUGCAAAUAGAAAUUAAGAAAAUUAUCAGCUAAUAUAACAAAGAAAACAAGGAAAAAGUUAUUAGAAUAGUAAAGUUUAUUACACGAUACAAAAAUAUUGAAUAUAUAUAAAGAUGUUUGCUGCAUCGUUCAGAUUACUACGUAAUGCUAAAAGAGUUAAUUCAUCAAUUCGUCUUGAAUCAACGUUAGUUAUAGCAGAACACAAUAAUGAGAUAUUGUCACCAAUAACAUGUAAUGUGUUAAGUGCAGCAAAACAAAUAGGUGGUGACAUUACCGUUUUAGUUGCUGGAACAAAAUGUGAUACCGUAGCAAAGGCUGCGAGUAAUGCAAAUGGCAUUAAUAAAGUACUUUUGGCAAAUAAUGAAGCAUUUAAAGGAUUUACUUCAGAAUCAUUGACGCCACUGAUAUUAGCGAUGCACAAACAAAAUAAAUACACUCAUAUUUUAGCUGGUGCUAGUGCUUUUGGUAAAUCAUUAUUACCGAGAAUUGCAGCAAAAUUAGAUGUUUCACCGGUAAGUGAUAUUAUUGGUAUAAAAGCACCAGAUAGUUUUGUUCGCACAAUUUAUGCUGGCAAUGCUAUACAAACCAUAAAAGUCAAAGAUAAUGUAAAAGUUGUAUCAGUGAGAGGAACUUCGUUCGAAGCGUCGUCUCUGGAAGGCGGUAAUGCAACUUGUGAAUCAGUCCCAUCUGGUGAUUAUAAAACGAAUCUAGUUGAAUUUAUUAAGCAAGACAUUAGUAAAAGCGAUAGACCCGAAUUAACAUCAGCUAAAGUCGUUGUAUCGGGCGGUAGAGGUUUAAAGUCGGGCGAGAAUUUUAAAUUACUUUAUUCCCUGGCUGAUAAACUCAACGCUGCUGUCGGUGCUUCAAGAGCUGCCGUCGAUGCUGGAUAUGUGUCCAAUGAUCUGCAGGUUGGACAAACUGGAAAGAUCGUUGCACCGGAUUUAUACAUAGCAGUGGGUAUUUCCGGAGCAAUUCAGCAUCUUGCUGGUAUGAAGGAUUCGAAAACAAUUGUUGCUAUUAACAAAGAUCCAGAAGCACCAAUUUUUCAAGUAGCAGAUUAUGGAUUAGUUGCAGAUUUGUUCAAAGCUGUACCAACAUUUACAGAAAAAUUAAAAUGAAUAUUUUAUUAUGUUUCCUAACAGCGGAUAAUCGUAAACUAAUUAGGAAUUGCAAUAUACAACCGAAGAAUCAAC